GGUGGCGGAGCGGGAAACGAGGGCACCACACCGGUGCCCAUCGACCAGCGCGGCCCUGAGCUGACGUUCGCCGAGACUGGGCAGGAGAAGACUUUCGUUUUCGCCAAAAAUAACACGUUUAUUCAAAUGGACGGCGACAUCAUACAGACGUUUCAAUUAAGACUAUGUCGUGAAAUUUCAUUUCAAUUUCGCACACGACUGCCGCACGGACUGCUAGUCUAUCACAACGUUAAGAAUCCGGAUCGCAUUAAUUUGGACCCCUAUGCACUCUAUGUGAUUGUCGAGAAGGGUCAACUAAAGGUGGUACAUGUCUUUGGCAAGCAUUCAACGAGUGUCACAGUGGGUGAGAGUUUGAAUCGAGAUGAAUGGCACAGCGUCAUGGUGCGCAUCGAUGUCCAUGGUGCAAGAUUAAUUGCACGCGUCGACAAUAGUCAGGAGGAGGUCUAUCUGAAAGGUCUGAAUCACGAGUACAACUAUGGCGUCUCCACGAAUCUGCCAUCGGUGGUUCUGGUCGGAGGCCUCUCCUCGGAGGAAAAGCUGCAUGGCGUCAAAUAUAUCACGGAAUCGUUUGUGGGCUGCAUACGGAAUGUUGUGCUUAGCUCUGGAAAAGCCGCCUCCGAUUUGCUGCCCAUUGCUCCUUUGGUGGCCACCAAGCACGAGAACGUCAACGAGGGGUGCUCCGAUAUGUGCGACUCUCGCCACAAUCUGUGCUUUGUCGGAUCCCGCUGCAUUAACCAUUACGCCGACUAUUCGUGCGACUGCUUCGGCACCCACUACGAGGGCGAGCAUUGCGACAUUUACACUGCCACUAUCAUCACUUUACGCGGCGCCAGCUACGUCUCCUACCGCAUCUACGACUGGAAAGAUCGGGUGCACUCGAACACUAUUCGCAUUAGCCUCAUGUUUCGCACGAAUUUCGACGACUCUGCGCUUUUCUAUGCUAGCGGGGAGUCACUGAAGCAUCAGUACAUAGCCGCCUCCAUUAAGAACCAGUCGAUCUAUGUGGAACUGGACUUUGGCGACAACGUCAUGUCUACAGUGCUGACUGAUGAGCUAACUCGCGGCUAUUGGCACAACCUGACAAUAUUGCAUGAACAGCGCUCGGUGACCAUUAUACUUGAUCACCAGAUGAAGAUGCUGGACCUGCCCGCCACCGCCAGCGCAAAUUUACUCUUCGAUCCAGAAAUUUAUUUUGGCGGCGGCCCGGAGCUACACAAAAAGAAGGGGCUAGCCUCGCACAACAACUUUGUCGGCAGCUUAAAGUAUGUCUACUACAAUGACAUAUCCAUUCUAUAUGAGCUGCAGCGUGGCAAUCCAAAAGUGCACUAUCAUGGUGUGCUGGAGGCGGAAUUCUUUGAGAAUGAAGUGAACGUCAUACCCAUCACAUAUCCCUUUGCGACAUCACACAUUUGGUGGCCCAUAAAUCACGCCCAAGAAUUUAAUAUUAAAUUCGAUUUCCGCAGCAGUCGACCGGGCGCGGUGCUGGCCUACAGUGACGUAACGACGAGUGCCGGAAAUGGCUUCUGGGAGAUCCGUCUAACAUCGGACAAGCUGAGCUUCGAUUUAGUGCCCGAUGUGAACAACAACGUCACCCACUCGACCACCAUCAAAAUCAAUCGCUCCACCUCCUGGCACAGCGUCGAGUUGAACUACAAGGGAGGCGAAAUCAAAUUUACGGUGGACUACCGUCAUACGCUUAGCCAAAUGUUUGGUCUUACCUUCAACAUCGGCGACAAGCUGAUCAUUGGCAGCAGCCUUAAGUCGGCAGCUCUCGGUCUGGUUGGCUGUAUACGCGACAUUGAGAUCAAUGGCCAUCUCAUCGAACCACGGCACGUGGUCAAGACGGAGCGUGUGGUCGGCGAAGUGGCUCUCGACAACUGCAACUACAUCGAUCCCUGCAAGCGGCCGAAUACCUGCGAACAUGGCGGCAAGUGUUUCGUCAAGGACGAUCGCGUCACCUGCGAUUGCAAGCACACAGGCUACAUUGGCAAGAACUGCCACUUCACCAAGUACCGCAAGACGUGUGAGGAGUUGGCCCUGCUCGGCUUCACCAAGUCGGAUGUCUACCUCAUCGAUAUCGAUGGGAAUGGAGUGUUUCCGCCAGCUCAUGUCAAGUGCGACUUUCAGAGCCUCGAGAACGCAACUAAAACAAUCGUCGAGCAUAAUCUGCCCAGUCAGGUGGAUGUGCGAAGUGCUCGUGAAUCGGACUUCAGCUUCAACAUACGCUACCGAGAAUUCUCGCCUCACAUGCUCCAGGAACUGAUCUCACACUCGCUCUACUGCACACAGUACAUUAAGUACGACUGUUAUCGCGCCCAGCUGGAGCUGCAUUCGGCCACUUGGUUCACAUCGUCGGCCAAGAAUCAAACUGUUGACUUUCUGGGAAAUGUCAAGAGAGGCGCCUGUCCAUGUUCGGUGAACAAGACGUGUGUGGACCCAAAUCAAUCAUGUAACUGUGACGUGAAGGAGAACAAGUGGAACUCGGACGAGGGCUUCUACCGAGAACCGCACAGUCUGGGCAUCACUAACAUGUACUUUCUGCAGCAAAAAGAUCUAGACGAUGAGGCACAGGGACGCAUAACACUGGGUCCGCUUGAGUGUGUGGAAACAAAUACGCAGAAGUACGUGGUCACCUUCACGACCUCGCAGUCGUACAUUGAGGUGCCUGGCUGGCGCAAAGGCGACAUUGCCUUCUCCUUCCGCACCACCGGCGAGAAGGCCAUCCUACUCUUCCAGCCCCCCAUACGCGCCCACUAUCCCUCGUUCAUGGUGGCGCUGACCGGCGACUACCAGCUGACGUUCAAUUUCACGCUCAGCACGGGCACCACGCGCGAACUGGUGAUUAACUCGCACCGCAGGUUGAACGGCGGCGAGUGGCAUAAAAUAUGGAUCGACUACAACGAGUAUCAUGUGCGAUUCAUGAUAAACACCGACUACCAGAUGCUCGAUCUCUUGCCUGAGGAGGAAUUUGGACCGUUUGAGGGCAGCAUGUACAUUGGCGGGGCGACACUGGAUCUGCUGAAGAAAUUGUCUGUGAAGGCUGGCCUUAUUGGCUGUUUCCGUGGACUGGUUGUCAAUGGUGAAAUACUGGACAUCUACAGCUAUAUGUCCGUGCAUCUGUCAGAGAUCAUCAAGGACUGUAAGCCGUCUUGUGUACCCUCUCCCUGUAAGAAUGGGGCGCAAUGCAAGGAGCUAUGGAGCAGCUUUAAGUGCGUUUGCAACAAUCCCUGGGCGCAUAUUGGCGAAUUCUGCGAGACAAAUAUCAACGAAAAGGCUCUAACCUUCAUCAAUCGCGAGUCAUUCCUGAUGCGCAACUAUCUAAGCGUGGCACCAACGACAGCGAUGCUGUUGCAUGGCAUUGAGAGCGAGGGGGAGCGUGAUAUACUCAAGGGCAUACUUAGUCAGGAUAUGCUCAUAAACUUGCGCUCCUACGACACCAACGCCUUAGUGCUUUAUGCCAACGAUCACUACAACAACUUUGUCCAACUCUAUGUCAGUCAAGCACGAGAAAUUGUUUUCCUCUACAACUAUGGCGAUGAAAUUGUAAACCUGACACUCCUGGACGAUACGCUGGUGGCCUCUCUAAAAAGCAUCCAGGUUGCCAUUGUGCGUGGAGAGCAGGAGACGCGCAUGCACGUCAAUCAGCGUAGCGUUAGUGUCGAUCGGGGUGUUCUACUUUCGGAUGAGUACGCCAAUAAGCCCUGGAGCAACCCUGAGAAAGAGGUCCUCUCGCCGCACCGACCCCCCGCCCCACCCACCGAAUAUUUUCAAUUCCACGUCGGCGGCUAUGAUCCGGCGAAUUUGCUUCGCCCGAAUUUGGAUGCACCCGCUUUAGAGGGCUACAUUGGCUGUGUCCGUGGUCUCAAAAUCGGUGCGCAGUUGAUCGACUUGGCGGAAAUCAAUGAAAGGAAUAUAGCGCCGAUUCAAAACGGCGUGCUGCCCAAUUGCCAGAUUAAAUGUGAUGCGGAGCCGUGUAAGAAUGGCGGUAUUUGCCAGGAACACUUUGCCAAACAGAUAUCCACCUGUGAUUGCGAGCACACAAGCUUCCUGGGCGAGUUCUGUUCGGAGGAGAAAGGAGCCGAUUUCAGUGGCGAGUCGACACUGCAACGCAAAUUCGAACUACCAGGCCGCGUACACUACAUGCGCCUGCAGCUGGCGUUCUCGUCCUUCGAUCUGCGACGUGCGAACCGCAUCAUGUUGCUCCUACAGACUGCGGAGGAGCGCAGCUAUUACCUUCUGCUGGCCAUCACCUCUGACGGCUACCUGCAAUUCGAGGAGGAUCGUGAGGGCGGUCUGAUGAUGGCCGCACGAGUCGACAGAAAUUUCCUGAACAGUGCCCGUCAUUCAGUUUAUUAUGAGCGCAACGGGACUCAGGCAAGACUCUACAUCGAUCGAGAGCAGGUGCAGCUGGCAGAGAAGCCGGCACGCGUGCUCACGACCAACGGAGAUGCGGGCGCGAAUCGCGUGCAUAUCGGCGGCAUCAAUACGACAGACUCACGCUUUGCGGUCUUCAAGAGUUACAGCGGUUGUUUGUCCAACAUUUACAUACAAGUGAACGGACACAUUAUGAAGCCACUCGAGGAGUAUAUGCUAUUCACCAAGUCUGGAGCCGACAACAUAACGGUCAUAAAUCCGCAGGGCGUACGCAGCGCCCAAUGCAAUGCAAAAUUCGAUGUGUCCGAACAGCCCACACAGGAGCCAAUGGUCAACGUCAGCAUGAUUCCUGAGCCCUGGGUUGAGGAGCCGCCGCAACGCGUGCCAUACAUAUCGAAAUUCGUUUAUGACGUGGACAAGAAGGAGGACUCCACUCAGGUUGUCUUCAUUACGCUGACGAGCGUGUUCGUCAUCAUUGUCAUUUGCUGCCUGCUCGAGGUAUAUCGCAGCCAUCUGGCGUACAAGAAACGCAUCGAGCGCGAAACGGACGAGGACAUUAUUUGGUCCAAGGAGCAGGCCACGAAAAUGCACGAGUCGCCAGCUGUUAAGGGCACGGGCGCAGGCAGCGCUGGUCCGCCCUACGGCUACAAGCCGCUGCCGCAAGACGACAAGAAACCUGGCAACGGCCAGCCGUUGGUGGGCAUCCUGAAGAAUGGCAGCGCAGCAACAGCGACAUCGGCGCCCACAACGCCCACAGCAGCAACUAAGAAUGGCGACAUAGCAAAGCGCAUUGAAGAGGAAGACGACGAGGAUGAGGCUUCUGAAGAGGUGCAUGAGCCAACGGCUCCACAACAGCAUGAAUUAAAUGACGCAGUAGUCGAGCCCCAGCCACUCGCAGAGCGGCAGAAUGGGCCCAGCCCAGCAGAGGAUUCCACCGCUCAGCCGGACACAACAACAACAGCAUCAAAUGCCGCGGCACCUCCAGCAGCAUCAGUAACGCCUCCUCCGCCCACGCUGGACACUGGGGAGCGCGAACACGGCCAUGAGAAGGAACAAGUGUCUCCGACGCUACCGCAGCAGCAACAACAACAACAGCUACAACAACGAAAUCCUGAAAAUCAAAGGCUGCACCACCAGCAGCAGCAACAACAGCAACAACAACAACAGCCGCGACAACAGCCGCUACAAAGAGCUGCAACACUUCAGCAGCAGAACUCAAAACGACGUAAACCACCAACGACAGUGCGACGUCAAGUGUCUUGGGGACCUCCGACCGUAGCCGAAACGGAUGUGGAUUUGGCUGUGGCUGUCGGGACUGGAUCUGGGACUGGGACUGGGACUGCCACCAAACAGCAGACCACGUCAAAGACUGGCAAACAAAAUGGCUACCAUGGCGUGAAUAGACGGGCAACAUCAGCCAGAAACUGACACUGCGCUGACAAAUAAACGAGAGACAUAAGCAUAAAUAUUUGAGCAAAUUAUGUUAGGCAACGAAGAGAGUUCUGUGAAGCAGCUGCUUCAAUAUAAAAAUACAAUAUACUUGUAAAAUAAAAUGGAAGCAGAGUUUGCAAUAACAUGGA
Messenger RNA from Scaptodrosophila lebanonensis, 5954 nucleotides. RefSeq lists its product as uncharacterized. NCBI's taxonomy places the organism in Eukaryota, Metazoa, Arthropoda, Insecta, Diptera, Drosophilidae. The transcript has 18 exons. The coding region runs from base 127 to 5802 and encodes 1891 amino acids. The record is from RefSeq and is a predicted model, not a curated record.